CACCCCCUCCCGCUGCCGUCCUCGCCCCGCAAGCGCCGGCCCUGGCGCCAACACGUAUCCCCCUCUCUUUCUCCCUCCUCGUCAUCCUCCUCCACCCCCCAGCGCUUCGCGAAGCAACAUCUCGCCCCCCUCCUCGUCAUCCUCCUCGGCCUCUCUAUCCCCCUCUCUAUCCCUUCCUUCCACUUCCCUUCUCCUCUCCCCGCCCCACGACACCUCAUUUUUUUCCCAUUGGUGUCGUCGAGGAGAGCGACGAAGCGAAGGACGCCGCCAGAUCUAGGGUUCCGCGGCGGAGCUCUACCUUCUAGAACCCCCGCCAUCCCCGAGCGCGAGUCACCGCCAUGAGGGCCACCGGGGAGCACACCGCCGCCGUGCCUAUCCCCGCCCCGCCGCUGCCGCCUCUGGCGUCCGCGGCCGAGGACGCAGAGAAGGAGAAGAGGAGGAACCGUCGCCGCCCCAAGCAGGGGGGCACGGCCCCCGUCGCCGCGCCACAGGGCCCGGACGCGGACGCGGCGGGGCCGAGGUCGUGCAGAUCGAUGACGCCCAUGUACGUGGGCGGCACCCGGCUCGACGCCGCCGAGGUGGAGGCGUCCACAGCGGGGACGAGCCAGUCCUGCCCUCUGCUGCCUGCGCCGAUCCGCCCGGAGGCUUCGGUGGCGAGAGUCGACUGCGGUGCUGCCGGGAGGCGGUACUUCCAGCCUCACUUGCCUGAGCAGGCUGUGGAGGAGGCCAUCAAGAGAGGGAAUGUGUUUGUGGGGAAGUUCCGUGUGAAUGCACACAACCGAAACGAGGCGUACUGCACGAUUGAUGGCAUCCCGGUGGAUAUUCUCAUUACAGGGUUGGCACAAAACAGAGCGGUUGAAGGUGAUCUUGUUGCUAUUACACUGGAUCCUGUUGUUUACUGGACCAGAAUGAAAGGACCGAAUGUUGCAUGCAACCCUCUGAUGGGAGGAGAUUCUGUGGUUCACGAGGUUGGUGAAACAAAUGGGAAUCAUGGUUGGAAGAAAGGACAGGCAGAUGUCAGCUGCAGGUUUGAAAAUUGCAGUAAUGGUGUGCCUGUUUUGGACAGGAUGCAUCUCCAUCACAAGAACAGUGGUUUUAGUCAAGCUGUUAAGUGUGAAAAUGGGAAUGCUACUGUCCCAGAAAGUUACAAGAGAGACUUGAAUGAUGGAAAGAGUGAAGCUGCAAGAGCAUUACAAAGGAUCUGUGCCAUGAUAUACUCUCGCCCAAGCAGACGUCCUACUGGGAAAGUAUUAUCAGUCAUAAAGAAGUCCCCGCGCCGUGAUGCUGUUGUAGGUUUCCUUGCUCCUUUCUCAGAGUUCCCAGAUGGGGAGCAACAGAAAACUCAGAUGAGUGUAAAGAGGAUGAACCACAGAGCACAAUCAGAUUUUACAGGCUUGAUUCUUCUCUUGCCUACUGACCCCAAAUUCCCUCAGAUGGUUGUUAGCGUUAGCGCUUUGCCAGAUUGUGUUAGACAGAGCCUCAAAGAAGGUGAUGCAGCUAUAGAGAAGGAAUUGGUUGCUGCACGAAUUGAUGAAUGGAAUGAGGAAAGUCCCUUUCCCUGUGCUCAUAUCAUACAGUUCUUGGGGAAGGGUGGACAUGUUAAAACACACAUGGAUGCUAUAUUAUUUGAGAAUGCAAUACCUGAUCCUGAGUUUUCUCCCGAGUCCAUGGCAUGCCUUCCUGACAUUUGUUGGAUGAUUCCUCAGGAAGAACUUGAUGCAAGAAAGGACUUGAGAAAUGUCUUGACCUUUACAAUAGACCCUCCUACUGCUUCUGAUCUUGAUGAUGCUAUAUCAAUUGAGACACUUCCAGGAGGAAUUGUCCGUAUUGGGGUUCACAUUGCAGAUGUUUCUUACUUUGUCCAUCCAGAGACUGUGUUAGAUGCUGAAGCUCAGAGUCGAUCUACUAGUGUUUACACCUUGCGGCGUAAAAUAUCAAUGUUGCCUUCGAGACUUUCAGAAGAGCUGGUUUCUCUUAAUCCAGGUGUAGACAGGCUUGCCUUUUCAAUUAUUUGGGACAUUGAUCCUCAUGGGAACAUAAUUAGUCGUUGGAUUGGUCGAAGCAUAAUCUUUUCAUGCUGCAAGCUGUCAUAUGACCUUGUGCAGGAUUUGAUUUGUAGUGACUCCAGUCAGUCUAGAUCUGCUGUUUCUUCUCUUCAAGUACAUGGUAUAUUUGAGCAAGAGGAUGUUAUUGAGUCCCUUGCAUGCCUAUACGAGGUCUCACAAAAUCUGAAGGAAAUUAGAUUCAAGGGUGGAGCUCUUUCUCUUGACACUGCAAAGCUUAUGGUCUUGUUUGAUGAAGCUGGGGCACCAUGUGAUAGCUAUCGCUCUGUGAGGAAUGAUGCAUGCUUCAUUGUCGAGGAGCUAAUGUUGUUGGCGAAUGUGUCAGCUGCAGAAGUUAUAUCUAAUGCAUACCCUGAUUGCGCCCUACUUCGUAGGCACCCUGAACCUAAUUUGCGGAAGUUCAGAGAGUUUGAGGCGUUUUGUGCUAAGAAUGGUUUUGAAUUGGAUGCUUCAUCAUCUGGUCAACUUAACCUUUCACUUUCUCGAAUAAAGGAAAAGUUGCAAGAUGAUCUUGUUCUGUUUGAUAUUCUCAUGUUUUAUGCGUCAAAGCAAAUGCAGUCAGCAGAAUACUUUUGCACAGGGGACCUGAUAAGUAGGAAGGAUGAUUGGGCUCAUUAUGCGUUGUCUGUCCCUUUAUACACACACUUCACUUCACCGCUUCGAAGAUAUCCUGAUAUAAUUGUUCACAGGAUGCUGAAUGCGGUAAUUGAGGCUGAACAAGUGUAUCUGAAGCAAAAGAAAUCUUCCACAGGCCAGAAUGGAGUGAAAGCAGCAUCUUGUGAAAUGAUGGACAGAUGUUUUACAGGCCUCCAAUUUAGUAAGGAUGCCGCUGAAUCUGAAGAAGGGAAAAAAGCACUUUCUGCUGCAGCUAAGAAGUUUAAGGUCCCUUCCUCUGAAAAUCUUCGAGUGGUUGCUGAACACUGUAAUGAAAGAAAGUGGGCUGGUCGUCGUGCAGAAGAAGCUGGACAGAAGCUCUACAUGUGGGCUCUGAUAAGGAACAAAGAGAUCGUGGUCUGCAAUGCUAGAGUUCUGGGGCUUGGACCAAGAUUCAUGUCAGUUUAUGUGCCCAAGCUUGCGAUGGAACGGAGGAUAUAUUAUGAUGAAGUUGAGGGCUUAUCUGUUGAGUGGUUGGAAGCGACUGGAACGUUGGUGCUUGAUGCAUGCAGGAACAAGCCUUCUCAAAGGAGAGGAACUCAGGUGAAGUGCAGGGCAAUCGAGGAAGUCGUGAUGCUGGUGAACCCUUCAGAGUCAAUGUUAUCUGAAGAAGAUGAAGAAUCAGGAGCAACAGAAGCUGGCGGCCACACUGCCAAGUCAGUUUUGCUGAGUGACGGCGCAGUGAAAGCUCAGGCUGCCCCAGCUAUCCUGCCCCUGGUGAUGCAUUACCUGAGCGACAUUCCUGUGGUUCUUCAUGCAACUGGUGGUGAGGAUUGUGCGGUGGACAUUGGAGUAAGGCUGUACAUGGCGUCAUACUUCAAGUGAUAGGAAACAUCCCAUUAUGACAGGAAAUAAUCGGUUAAUUUUAGCAUUUUCUCAGUUGAACAAAAGCAAUAAAAUGACGGUAGGCAGACGCCAACUUAGUGCUGUAGAUAUUUCUUUCUUGUAUAGGUAAUUAGCUACUCUUCUCCGUUACUUACCACCCUGUGAGAUUUGAGGGUUUGCGCUGAGUCAAGUGGCUUUCGUUUUUAUUCCCAGGCUGCUUGAUCACCAGGUACUACCAGACUGGCCGAAGAGUGACUCUAUAUCAGUGAUGUAUUUGAUUAGUCUCUUUAAUAUUUUUGUUCUAGUUUGCGAAACCACUUGCAGCUUUUUAACUGGUGGGUUCACUAGGCUGUUCGAUCUGUCGAUUUGCUACUUUGAAAUAAAAGCUUUGUUAAUGACU
Messenger RNA from Phragmites australis (common reed), 3942 nucleotides. RefSeq names its product DIS3-like exonuclease 2. Lineage: Eukaryota; Viridiplantae; Streptophyta; Magnoliopsida; Poales; Poaceae. Gene Ontology annotation, cellular component: P-body; exosome (RNase complex). Bases 339 to 3542 code for a protein of 1067 amino acids. The record is from RefSeq and is a predicted model, not a curated record. The transcript is spliced from 6 exons. Gene Ontology annotation, molecular function: 3'-5'-RNA exonuclease activity; RNA binding.